Rhinocladiella mackenziei CBS 650.93 is the source of this 2148-nucleotide messenger RNA. RefSeq lists its product as uncharacterized. The record is from RefSeq and is a predicted model, not a curated record. Gene Ontology annotation, biological process: negative regulation of transcription by RNA polymerase II; positive regulation of transcription by RNA polymerase II. The transcript is spliced from 2 exons. Gene Ontology annotation, cellular component: nucleus; transcription regulator complex. Bases 1 to 2148 code for a protein of 715 amino acids. NCBI's taxonomy places the organism in Eukaryota, Fungi, Ascomycota, Eurotiomycetes, Chaetothyriales, Herpotrichiellaceae.
AUGGCUCCUGGACAUCCAGGUAUGCCCCAUGGACAUCCUAUGGCGGGAAUGCAGCAUCCUGGGGCAGGUCAUAUGGGAGGUCAACCGGGGCCCGGUAUGAUGCAGGGUAUGCAUCCGGGGGUAUCAGGGCCACAGGUCACACAGGGUCCUAUGGUGACUGGUAUGCCUCCUGGCGCAGGAACUCCAGCUCCUGGACCUAUGCACAAUGGCUCAAUGGCGAUGGCACAUCUAGGACCGCAACAAGCUAUGUUCCAACAGCAUAAUCCGCAGAUGAAUUUUGGCCAGAUGCAAAUGACGCCGCAACAGCAAUUGUUCGCACGACAGCGCAUGAUCCAGCAAAUGUCUCAGCAACAAAACAUGCCUAUGACCAUGCCAAAUGGACCAGGAGGCUUUAACCAAGCACAACUGGCACAGAAGAUGGGAAUGGGAAUGCACCCGCAAAUGCAAAUGAAUCCUGGAAACCCUCAGGUUCAGAAUUUCCAACAACAUCAACACCAACAACGUUUAAUGCACGCUCAGCAAGCCCAAGCUCAGGCCGCUCACCAUGCAGCUCAAAUGGCUGCUGCUCAGAAUCAGAGAGCUGCUGCUCAGCAAAUGCAAAUGUCUCGAUCGCAAGAGCCAACCACUCAACCUCCACAAUCGCAACCGACUCCUGCUCCUCAGACACAAGCUCCACAGCAAUCUAUACCAACCUCACAGCCACCACCAACUCCGCAACCAAAACCUCAACAACAACAGCAGCAACAGCAGCAGCAGCAGCAGCAGCAGCAACAACAACAACAACAGCAACAGCAACAACAACAACAGCAACAACCUCCACCACCGCCGCCUCCUCCUCCACCCCAAGCUCAGCCUUCCAACAAUCAGCAGCAAAACCAAUCGAAUAAUCAACCAGCCAAAACAUCCGAACCUGAAGAAGAACCACAGAUCAAACAGGCCCAACAAGAUGUAGCCACCACCAUGAUGAUGUCUGAACUACCAAAACAAGAUAUGGUCACAGGUCAAUGUGUUCUGCAACUAAUCAUGUACCAGGAUACUUUGGCCAAUCCCGAACGGCCCCAUGACCUAGACUACUGGGAGCAAACUAUUACCCGGUUUUUUUCCCCAUUCGGUUCGAUGAGGCAGCAAUUAUUCAGUCACAAAAACGGAGUCGACAAAUCCUUCCAACUCCAGUUCCCCUCUCUCGCUCGAUAUUACCACACACACUUUGCAAGUGGAGUGAAGCAAAUCUUCUUGCAAUCGUACGAUCACAACCAGAACAAGUUGACCAAUGGCGGUGUUCACAUCUUUAGCACCAAUGCGAGUCUGACAUAUGUCUUCAGCAAUGAUAUCCGAGUCACAACUACGGGGCAACUCCGAGUCAUCUUUGAUGAUACGCAGAAAAUUGAACAUUUGAAUAUCAGCACAUCGGGAUGGCAAGAAUAUAUUCCCCGAAACGCCAUAUUAAACCCACCAUCACCAGAAGUGAAGCAGAGCCCCAAGAUCACGAACAAAAAUCUGAAGCGAACUCAAGGCAAGGCUGGUGGUGCAAGUAUGCAGCCCAUCAUACCAAGUUCAGGCGUGGGUGAAUGGGGUGUACCAAAUCACAUCUUUCAAUUUCUAGAGAUUGCUGAGGUGAUGACAGCUAUGGGCCCGCUUAUGGAGUAUUUCCACAAUCACCCUGGAAUUGGCCCCAAAGAGUCAUUAAUUCGAGUGACUCACGAAAACGCGCAAAACAUGGCCCAAGCCAAUAACGCUCGACUGCAGAAUCAGAUGGCAAGAGCCGCCAGUGGCCAAGUUGGGUUUCCCAAUCAGAUGAACUCUGGGAUGAAUGGCCCCACGAUGAUGAAUUCUCCUGGAAUGGGUCAUCUUGCUGUUCCUCAAGCACAGGGGUCACCGCUUAUGGGAGGCCCAGUGCACACUCCAAGUCCGGCUCAAAAUCCGGCCGCGGGUGGUGUUGCGAUGAUACAUCAGAUGAGCGCGCAAGGGUCGAAUCUUAGUGGCAGUCAAGGUCCUAGUACCAAUACCAGCCCGAACGUCUCCAAUAAAAGACGACGAGCGAGUGCGGUCAAGAUGGAAGAAGAUAAUGCCGGAGCAGAUUCCAAUGGUGCCCACAAAGUCAGGCCCAGUCCCAAGAUUGGUGGAAAGAGGCAGAAAGGUGCUCAAUGA